Molecule: messenger RNA, 2100 nt
Organism: Drosophila willistoni
Lineage: Eukaryota; Metazoa; Arthropoda; Insecta; Diptera; Drosophilidae
Product: WASH complex subunit 1
Exons: 2
Coding region: 98-1570 (490 amino acids)
Biological process (GO): chromatin organization
Cellular component (GO): nucleus
Source: RefSeq, a predicted model, not a curated record
UUCGUAAAUAGUUUUUUUUUUUUUUGCUAUAAGUAUUAUCUUAAGUUAAACUCACAAAAUUGUAUAAAACCAACAUUGAUUGUAUAUUAGACUUAUAAUGGCCAUAGAUACAGAUUUGAUGAAGUGCAGAAAAUGCGGCGAAAUGCGUGUUAAUCAAGCGAAACAGCAAGCAGCAGAUGAUGGCCGUGCGAUGGAAACGGUAAAGGAGGAGGAGGAGGAACUAGAGAGCAGCAGCAGGACCAGUAGCAGCAAGGGCGAUGCUGUACUGAACUCUGCAACGUGUGCAGCAUGUGAAGCGCUAGACACAAAGGAAGAGUCAAAGCCAUCAAAGGAAUCAGAUACGCCAAUAGUAAUGGCAAUGGCAACGGCAUCGGCAACAGAAACAGCUGCAAUAGAUGCACUAAAAACGGAAUUUAAUAUAGAUUUAACUACUACAGAAGAAAUGCCACCACUCAAUGAACCUAACAAUGCUCCAGAUGGGUCCAAUGAGGCAAUGGAUGUAGAGCCAAAAGUGAAAGAUAAUGAAAACUUAGAGCCAAGUGCAAUAGCCACAUCAACUACACCAACACCAACCGCAGCCCCAGUGCCAGAAUCGAGUGCUAGCGGGAAACAGUCGAUUGAGGAGAAAACUGAAACUAUAGCACCCACAUCUCCUGCAGCUCCACCACCACCUCCUCCACCGCCUCCGCCACCGGCUUCAUCUACAUCGCCGCAAAGUUCGCCAGAGCGAAUUGCUCCACCACCGCCGCCGCCGCCACCGCAACCGCAACUCCAGCAGCGCUCUGGAAAAAUCACACGUAGCAGUCUGAAUGGAUCGACCACAGCAAACCGGGCACCCACCAUUAUGAAACGUUUACGCAAAAGCACCCGUUCCACUCGCUUUAAAUCAAAGCUAACUGGUCGAGCAAAUCUCAGCAAUGAACGCGACCGGUCAUCGAAUGGUCACAAUGGUGCAGAUGGCGCCGGAUCCUACAACUCUGCCAAUCAUAAUCAAGGCUUCCCGCAUUCGAACAGCAAAUCUCAGGGCAAAUCAGCUGGCAAUAAUCUUGGCGGCAGCUCGGGCGGCACAUCUGGCGGUUCAGCAUUUGCCAGAAAUCGUCGUGCUCUGUUCAAGCGUCCUGCACAAAAACAACCCAAAGUCCAGGCCACAACGCGGUUUGUGAAGAGUGUUUUCUACAAGGGCAGCUAUAUGCAAAUUGGCGAUAUUGUCAGCAUUGUCGAUAGCCAACAGAAUGUGUAUUAUGCUCAAAUUCGUGGUCUCUUGGUGGAUGCCUAUUGUGAGAAAUCGGCAUUUCUAACAUGGCUAAUACCGACACAGGACAGCCCCGAUCCCAAAGAGGGUUUUGAUCCAGCUACAUAUUUGAUAGGUCCCGAUGAAGACUUAUCCCGCAAAUUGUGUUAUUUGGAAUUUGUUAUGCAUGCACCAAGCAAUUAUUAUUAUGACCGAAGUACACCAUUUCCUCUGCCUGAUGUUGAUGAAUAUACGUCACAAAGGUCCGGUGGUUAUCUGUGGACACGUUUGCCCAUUAUUAAAAGGGAGAAGAGGGUUAACAACAGCAACAAUUGCUAGCCAAAAGAUUGGGCAAUUGGAUAUGAUUGGCUUAGAAUUAAACAGAAUGAGACAUUAUGAUUAAAAUGUUUCUAUACCUUGUACCCAUAAGGUCACAAAGGGUAUAUUUUAAGUCAUCUAAAUGAAAGAUAAUUACUAACAGAAUUUGAUGGAGUAGUUAAUUCUACAUAUGUCUGUCUGUCCGAUGGAGAGAGAUAAAGACAGAGUGAGAGAUGCAAUUUUUAGUAUAACAAAUUAUAUUAGUUUAAAUUGAAAGCGUGCAAAAUAAUUCUUACGUUCUAAUUGCUUAUUUUUUUGCAGUUAAUUUAAAUUCAAAUUGUGCAAAAUAAUUCUUACGUUCUAAUGCUUAUUAAUUUUGCAAUUUUUUCGCAAAAUAUAAGUAAGUUUACCCUUUCAUUUGUUUUUAGAUUUCUACUAUGGUACAGGGUAUAUCAAAGUCGGCGAACCGACUUAGCAAACAAAAUUUUUUUAUUAUUUUUUAUUUGUAAUUUAUUGGUCAACAUGAAAAUAUAACAAUAUAUGUAAUUGUA